Molecule: messenger RNA, 1498 nt
Organism: Osmerus eperlanus (European smelt)
Lineage: Eukaryota; Metazoa; Chordata; Actinopteri; Osmeriformes; Osmeridae
Product: high affinity immunoglobulin epsilon receptor subunit gamma-like
Exons: 5
Coding region: 132-404 (90 amino acids)
Biological process (GO): cell surface receptor signaling pathway
Cellular component (GO): Fc-epsilon receptor I complex
Molecular function (GO): IgE receptor activity
Source: RefSeq, a predicted model, not a curated record
UGUUCACUUCUGUCAUCAGUUUCCCAGCCAUCGUACUCCGUCAGCCUCCUGGCUCGCUGAGCUGUCAAACGUUUUGGUAAAAAGUUGACAGGUACGGUAUUUCAGCAAAGUGAUUCCCUGCCACUGUAUCAAUGAUGGGGAGAGCCUGGCUUAUCUCAGCCUUUCCACUCUGGAUGAAUUUGGGCAGUGCUGCCGCCCUCGUGGAACCUGAAAUCUGUUACGUCCUGGAUGGCAUCCUGUUUCUGUACGGCAUCAUCCUCACGGCCCUCUACUGCAGACUCAGGAUGAAUGCAAUGAAGCAGCAGCCAACGGCACCGAAACAAGAGAGCGUCUACAUGGGAUUAGACCACCGUGCCCAGCAGGACACCUAUGAGGAAAUUGGUAAAAAGAAAGGACUGCAUUAGUGGAGAAGGAACAUGGAUGAAAGGUGGUAAUUUUGGAUGUCUUUACGUCAUUAUUUACAACUUUUUUUGUUGUUGCUUUUUUCUUCUUCUAUUUGCCAUGUUUUAUGCUGUGAAGACUACAUUUUGUAAACCAAUUUGUAUUUUUUUUACCCUUGUAAGCGAUAGAGCCAAAAUGCUCAUAUUUGUUCAAAUAUAUCAUGACACAAGUGUGAAAAAGAGAAGUUGAGCAGAGUGGAAGUUUCAAUGUUGUUUCCUUAGAGUAUGAUAAACUGAUCUGCUUCCUUCUGCUUAUUUUUGAAAUUAUUCUAACAUACAUAUAAAACAAUGAGGUAGCUGUCUGUGGUGUGUCAUCUCUUCACACAAUUAGGUGCUUCCACUUAUGAGGUUGACUUUUAGGUCCUGGUACCAUGGCAACUAGCCCUAGCCUCCGACCAGCCUCUGUCCGACUCAUUUCCUGUACAGAGCCACACAAUUUUUUUUGUCUCUGUGUGUGUAGGCAAUGUGUAUUCUUUGUGUGUAUGUGUGGUAAUUUGUUCCUGUGUGUUCUUGGUGUGUCAGUCCCUCGUAAAUUGGUUUGUGUGACUGCAUAUGUGAGGGUGAUAUUUUUUGUAAAAAAAAAUUAAGGGAUGAUUAUAUAGAUGACAGUAGCACCUGUAAGUGAAGAGUGGUAGUGUGAGAGAGAGAGUGGUAAAUCCUACUAUGUCCAAUACUUGCCAUUUGGUGAGCGGUAGCCUACAAUUCUUCCUUAGUCGAGAAGUUGGGCUCUCACGCAUAGACACAUUAAGUACAAUAUAAUAACAUAAUACAAAAUGCGUACAGAAGUCCAGACCUAACUUAACAAAAAAUAUGAACGUAGCAUUGUGUGUCAAUGUAGCGCUGAGUUUUUAAAUGUUGUAGGCUAUAGCUACUCUGUAGCUACUCUGAUUGGUCUCAUCCACCUCUAACUAAAUGUGCCUGGGGCUGUUGUAACUGUUUCAUAAAAAAAAAAGCUUUUUAUCACGGCAUAAAGUGAUCCAGUGUUGUUCAAAACAAAGUUGGCAUGUCUCUAUGGCUAUUUCAAGUAUCCUCAAAUCAAUUAAAACUUUCUGAAACUA